Chenopodium quinoa (quinoa) is the source of this 1250-nucleotide messenger RNA. Its product is annotated as riboflavin synthase-like. The transcript is spliced from 3 exons. Gene Ontology annotation, biological process: riboflavin biosynthetic process. NCBI's taxonomy places the organism in Eukaryota, Viridiplantae, Streptophyta, Magnoliopsida, Caryophyllales, Amaranthaceae. Gene Ontology annotation, molecular function: riboflavin synthase activity. Bases 218 to 1057 code for a protein of 279 amino acids. The record is from RefSeq and is a predicted model, not a curated record.
ACAGUCGUUUAUUGAGAGCGUUACAAAUCAUGCCACUCUCCUAAAAACAUGAAGUACUAAGUAUAAGAUUCGCAUAAUUGUCACCUUUCUUAAUCUUCAUUUUCGUGACUCUACCCUUCUCAAUCUGUCCCACUCCAACAGUCCAACGCACUUUUCUCAACAACCUAAGGUUUGAAUCUUUCUCAUAACAACAUUUGUAGCAAAAAGUUAACCAAACAUGGCAAUUACAACAUCUUUUUCAUUAUUAAUAUCUCCAAAAGUCACUAAACAAAAUCUUAUAUUUUACACCCUCAAAAACCACCACCACAGCCCUUCAAAUGGGCACAUUAAAUUCAACCCAAAUCUCAAAACCUCAGUCUCUAAACUCUUUAACACCAUCCAAAAACCCCAAUUCUUACGAUUUCGAUACGUAAGGAAUCAAAUAAACUCCAUGUUCACAGGCAUUGUUGAAGAGCUUGGCCAUGUUAAGCAUAUGGGAUAUGAUGAAGAUGGUGGAUUUCACCUUAAAGUUGAAGGAAACAUUGUCCUACAAGAUGUUAAUCUUGGUGACAGUAUUGCCGUUAAUGGUACAUGUCUAACUGUGACUGAAUUUGAUACUAAUGCUUCGGAAUUUACACUUGGGUUGGCGCCUGAGACGCUUAGGAAGACGACGUUGAUGGAGCUCGAACCCGGGUCGAUUGUUAAUUUGGAAAGAGCCCUUCUGCCUUCUACAAGGAUGGGUGGUCAUUUUGUUCAGGGGCAUGUUGAUGGGACAGGAGAAAUUGUAUCACUUGAUCAAGAAGGUGAUUCUUUAUGGGUGAAGAUAAAAACAAGCCCAGAGAUACUAAGGUACAUCGUACCAAAAGGGUUCAUUGCAAUCGAUGGCACAAGUUUAACAGUGGUGGAUGUGUUAGACAAAGAAGCAUGCUUUAACAUCAUGUUAGUUGCCUACACUCAACAAAAUGUAGUGAUACCACUCAAAAAAGUUGGUCAAAAAGUUAAUUUAGAAGUUGAUAUAUUAGGAAAAUAUGUGGAAAGACUCCUAAGCAGUGGAUUUCUUGAUCCUACCAAAUCAUAAUAUGAUUACGAUUAUGAUUAUUAGCUUAUUUAUCAUUGGCAAGAUCUUGUAUGUAACCGGUGUAUUACAUACAAUUAUACUUACUAAAUGCUAUGUUUUGUAUUUUGUUGUUUUGUGAUCAACUUGAAUAAUUAUAAGUUCAUAGUUAUAUUAAUGAGAAGAAUUGUACGGAUAUACUUGUUUAUAUCUCAGU